AAAAUAAUGCGACUGUAUAAAGAGAAUCCAAUAAAUUAAUCGAUCCCUAUUGAGAAAUCUUUGGAGCAUUAGCAACGGAAGCACAUCCACGCACAUCGUUCAAGUCACAUCGCCAGACGACACAGACCAUAUCGGUAUUGCAUUGAAUUUUCAAACGGAGAGGAGAAGAAAAAAAUUUUCCUCAACGGCGCGAAAGAGCAGGGGCAAAUAUUAUCGAGAAUUUCUUCGUUAUGUCAUUUUAAAAGGGGGCGAUACAAAUCUCUCGUUGCCGGAGCAUAAUUCUGCAGUUUCUUGGCUCGGUUAAUCCAGCAACGACGUUCGACUCUCCGUCGCUUUUUCCAAUUCGCGGUUCAUCAGCUAUUUACAAGACUCAGUUUUAUUGUGUUUAAUGGAACUUUGGAAAAUGAGGACACUUGUGGACAUUGAGUGCAACAGUGAAAACAAUGAGAAUGUCGAACGGUGGUUUCCAUGAGUGAUUCUUCAACGCCUCCACAAUAGAAUAGUACUUUCGUUAAUAAAUCGUUCGGGGCGACAUGUCUUCUGGAUGGGAAACCCGAACAGCAGCGUCGGCCAACCCGAGGCUACGAUCGCCCUCAAACGAGGCUGAAUCAGCGACACCAGAAGCGGGAUCAAAAUGUGAAUCAUGGGCAAAAUCUCGGCAAAAUUUGUUGCCAAAAAAUCAGGCGCAAGUUCGCGUUUUCAACCUCGAUCGCAAUAGAUCUCUUGUGCCCGGAAAGAAAUACUCGUCCCCCAAUGAUACCGACAGCCCUGCCGAGAACCAAGAGGACGACGGACACCGGAUAUUCAAGAGAAAGCACAGAAGAUGCUGGAGCACCAGUCGAACUACCCUUCAUCAGGACAGCGGAUCCGAGAGUGCACCCCUCUUAUCUUCGGCGUCUCACACGAGCGCGGGGUCUGUCAUGUUUCCUAAUUCCGAGACUAGUGAUCUCGAUGACAUUCCGGCCGGCGAUUCCUCCAGGUACGGAAGUAUCGGAGCUGCAAGUUUGAAUUCCGUAGUAUCGGUAUUGCCGAGGAAAUUGCCACCGCUCGUACAAGAGAAUCCCGUGCCGAUUCCAGAUCCAGGAAAUACGACGCCGGGUCUUCACUUUUUGCAGAAUCAAUGUUAUGAGAUCCGAGACAUGGAAAUGCUGUUGUCCAGCGAAAAGUACGAUGGGAAUGAAACUUUCCGUGCCACCAGAGACAUCCGCAGGGGAUGCGAUAGAAUUCGUUUGCCAAGCAUCCUCGACAUUGACACGAGUUUACAACUCGAUCCUAAACCGAAACAAAGUUCCCUCGUUACCAUAUUUUCGAUAUGGAACACGAUAUUAGGGUCCUCCCUGUUAACGAUGCCCUGGGGAUUCCUGAUGGCUGGUCUCAUUCCAGGAUUUUUUAUGCUGCUCGUGAUGAGUGGUCUUUGCCUUUAUACUGCUUACCGCCUGUUGAGAAUACACAAAUAUCAUGGGGGUGACGAGAGAAUUGAAGUUCCUGAAUUAUGCAGAAUAUAUCUCGGCCCGUUCGCCGAUUACGUGGCUCGUGCUUUCAGCAUCAGUGUUCUUCUCGGUGCCAACAUUGCUUACUGGAUCUUAAUGUCAAAUGUUCUUUACAAUUCGAUCAAUUUUUUUUAUGAUCAAAUUGCUGGUUUCUCGGAUCAACAAGUGAUCGAUAACGCAACAAGGGUUCCCGAAGUCCUUUGUCCGAAGCAAGAAGUAUUCAAUCACAGUAAUGAUGCGAAACCGACUGACCGAACUUACGACAAUCUCGGACCUGCGUGGGAUCUUUACAAGACCGUGCCGUUUUUUCUCGCCAUUCCGAUAUUUCCUCUUCUGAACUUUAACACGACGACGUUCUUUACGAAAUUCAAUUCACUCGGAACGAUUGCUGUCAUGUAUCUCGUCGCUUUCGUAAUCACGAAAUCGUCCAGUUGGGGUAUUAAUAUGUCGACCGCAGCUUGGGAUAACAGCUGGAGACUUCAGUCAACAUUUCCUGCUCUUACUGGCAUGCUGACCAUGUCCUUUUUCAUUCACAAUAUCAUCAUCACGAUAAUGCAGCAUAAUCGUGAUCAGGGCAAUAAUGCAAGAGAUUUGUCGAUAGCCUACAUUCUUGUUACACUCACUUACUUCACCGUUGGGCCAAUUUUUUUCAUCAGUUUUCCCUUGGCAAAGUAUUGCAUUCAAGAUAAUUUUUUGAACAAUUUUCAAAAAUGGGACCCACUCACGGUUGGAGCGCGGGUGGUUCUACUAUUUCAAUUGUUGACAGUGUUUCCGUUGAUAAAUUACAUGCUUAGAAUUCGUCUUCUCUCUGUGAUAUCGUCUUUCGUAAAUUCAACAAGAUGCAACGUCAUAAUCGUCAAUCUGUUCGUCGUUACUAUUUGUAUAGUAUUCGCUAGAUAUAUGCCGCAUAUAGGAACUGUAAUAAGAUAUACGGGUGCGAUAAGCGGUAUGAUAUACAUUUUUACCUUGCCGAGUAUAUUGCAUCUUGCGAUACUUUGCAAAAAAGGUGAAGCGACCAUUCAAUCAGUAAUACUCCAUCUGUGCAUACCCGUUAUCGGUGCUGCUAAUUUUGUUGGUCAAUUAUUUGUUAGUUUCAACUAAAAAUCGAAAAUAUCAAAGACUCGUCAUCAGGAUAUAUCGCUUCGACACAAUCACAUGAAUGUCAUUACAAAAUGAGAUUUCAUUCGUCGUCAUUUGUAGUUUCAAAACAAUUAUAGUUCAAUAAAUAUGUAUGAAUAAGUAGAAAAA
Venturia canescens is the source of this 2738-nucleotide messenger RNA. Its product is annotated as sodium-coupled neutral amino acid transporter 9-like. The transcript has 12 exons. Gene Ontology annotation, molecular function: L-amino acid transmembrane transporter activity. NCBI's taxonomy places the organism in Eukaryota, Metazoa, Arthropoda, Insecta, Hymenoptera, Ichneumonidae. Bases 534 to 2591 code for a protein of 685 amino acids. The record is from RefSeq and is a predicted model, not a curated record. Gene Ontology annotation, biological process: amino acid transmembrane transport.